Messenger RNA from Jaculus jaculus (lesser Egyptian jerboa), 2075 nucleotides. It is a transcript of the gene Zfp37, whose product is annotated as ZFP37 zinc finger protein. Bases 10 to 1905 code for a protein of 631 amino acids. Gene Ontology annotation, cellular component: nucleus. Gene Ontology annotation, biological process: regulation of transcription by RNA polymerase II. The transcript has 4 exons. NCBI's taxonomy places the organism in Eukaryota, Metazoa, Chordata, Mammalia, Rodentia, Dipodidae. Gene Ontology annotation, molecular function: RNA polymerase II cis-regulatory region sequence-specific DNA binding; DNA-binding transcription factor activity, RNA polymerase II-specific. The record is from RefSeq and is a predicted model, not a curated record.
GUGGCCGCCAUGUCGGCAUCCGACUGCGAUCCGAUCCUGACAAAGCCAGAGCCGGUGGGCCAGAGGCGGAGGGCUGGGGCGGCCCAAGAGACCAGGCGUCCACCAGACAUGGCUGUGUCGGAACCCCGGGGCUGCGACGCGAAUGAACAUGAGCAGCUGGAACCUGCCCCGAAGGACCUAUGCAAGGAUGUGAUUCUAGAGAACUACAGCCACCUAGCCUCUGUGGGAACAGAGACUCAAGCUCCUAAGCCAGACAUGUUCUCUAAGUUGGAAAAAGAAGAACCAUGUUUGAGGAAGCGGAAAAGACCCAACCAAAGUCAUCUAAGUAAAAUAACAAGACCCAAGCAAGUAGCCAGUGGAAAAGUCCAACAAGAUGAUGAACAACUAGAGAAAACCCAGAAAUCUCAAAACAAACUUAUGAAGGAAGCUGCUUUCAAGAAGAACACUUCAACUAAGAAGAAAAGCAGUGAGUGUGGUUUGCUGGAGAAAAAAUACAUCAGUAUAAAACAUGCUCCUUCAAAAAAAGACCCUCUUCUAUUUGAUUCACAUGGGAAGAGUUUGAAAAAGAAUUUAGACUUACCUGGUCUAGUAAAAGACUGUGCAAAGAAAAAUCAUGAUAUAGCUAAAGAACACAGGAAAUUAUUCAGCCAUCACUUAUCUGAUACAAAAAAAGAAAAACAUCUAGCUGGAAAGAAACAUGAGAAAUUGUACAACCAUAGGUCAUCUGAUAAGCAAGACAAAACUCAAACUGGCAAAAAACGUGAGAAAGUAGGCCACAUGAGCUCCUCUUGUACUGAGCAAGAUGAAAUUCAAAGUGGAAAGAAACAUAAGAAAUCAUCCAGCCACAGUUCUACUAAACCUGACAGAACACCAGCUUCUUUAAAACCUUAUGAAUGUAAUCAGUGUGGAAAGGUUCUCAGCCAUAAACAAGGACUCAUAGACCAUCAAAGAAUCCAUACUGGGGAGAAACCAUAUGAAUGUAAUGAAUGCGGGAUAGCCUUUAGCCAAAAGUCCCACCUUGUUGUACAUCAGAGAACUCACACUGGAGAAAAACCAUAUGAAUGUAUUCAGUGUGGAAAAGCUCAUGGUCAUAAACAUGCUCUCACUGAUCACCUAAGAAUUCAUACUGGGGAAAAGCCUUAUAAAUGUACUGUAUGUGGAAAAUCCUUCAGACACAGCUCAAACCUUAUGCAGCAUGUGAGAUCACACACAGGUGAAAAGCCUUAUGAAUGUAAGGAAUGUGGGAAAUCCUUUAGGUAUAAUUCAUCUCUUACUGAGCAUGUAAGAACUCACACCGGUGAAAUACCAUAUGAAUGUAGUGAAUGUGGUAAAGCCUUUAAGUAUAGCUCCUCCCUAACCAAACAUAUGCGGAUUCAUACAGGUGAGAAACCAUUUGAAUGUAAUGAAUGUGGAAAGACCUUCAGCAAAAAGUCACACCUAGUUAUACAUCAAAGAACUCAUACAAAGGAGAAACCUUAUAAAUGUGAUGAAUGUGGAAAAGCUUUUGGACAUAGCUCAUCUCUGACUUACCAUAUGAGAACUCAUACCGGUGAUAGUCCCUUUGAAUGUAAUCAAUGUGGCAAGGCCUUUAAGCAAAUUGAAGGCCUAACUCAACACCAGAGAGUUCAUACUGGAGAGAAACCCUUUGAAUGUGGUGAAUGUGGUAAAGCCUUUAGUCAAAAGUCACACCUCAUUGUACAUCAGAGAACUCAUACGGGGGAGAAACCCUAUGAAUGUAAUGAAUGUGGAAAAGCUUUCAAUGCAAAAUCACAACUUGUGAUACAUCAGAGGUCCCAUACUGGAGAGAAACCUUAUGAGUGUUAUGAAUGUGGGAAAGCCUUCAAACAAAAUACAUCCCUUACUAAACAUAUGAAAACUCAUUCAGAAGAGCAAUCUCAUGAAUAAAAUUAAUGUAGGAAAUCUAACAGAAAUGAAGGUUUUGUUCAACCUUAGAAAUGUUAUGAACUAGAUGAAUGUUGAAUAACUUUUAGUAAGCAGUCCCAGCUUUCCCGAAUGAGAGAGUUUAAAUAUAGAUCACAUAGAAGCAAUAGAUGAAAAUAAAAAUUUUAACUUUA